CCUUGAUAAUUUCCUGGGGUAACGUUCUGGGGCAGGGUGCAGUGCCGCGGCACGGACGGCAAAACGUGCGGCGACAUGUGUACAUUAAGAGCCCUGGACAUCUCGUUUCUGAGGUUGUCGACGUGCUCAACUUCUCUCUCAUUGAUAACUGUACUUCGAUACAUCGAAGCAAUACAAGAUGCGUGUCUCCGAUCUUCUUACCGUCGCUCUGUUUCAAGCAUCGACAGCAUGGACUUCGCCUCUGGAUGACCGAAGCGUAACCGUCGUUCCUUCCAAGAGACCGGGUCAUCCCGUUGCGCCAUAUCACCCACGGGGCGCUUUCCCGGCUUCUCCUCAGCGCACAAAGACGUGUGUGGUCGCAAAGAACACCUCCGGCACAGACGAUUCUAAGAACAUCCUGAAAGCCAUCAAAGACUGCAACAACGGCGGUCAUGUAGUUUUCCCCAAGGACAAGAACUUCACCAUUGGAACCGCUCUGGACCUCACAUUCCUCAAGCAUAUCGAUCUUGAUAUCCAAGGAACUAUCAAGUUCACAAACGACACCGACUACUGGCAGGCGAACGCCUUCAAGCAGAUCUACCAGAAUGCUACAACUUUCUUCGAGCUAGGUGGCACAGACGUUAAUGUAUAUGGUGGCGGUACUCUUGACGGCAACGGUCAGGCUUGGUAUGACCUCUAUGCCAAGGAUAUCUACAUCCUCCGACCCAUUCUCUUCGGCACCAUUGGCCUCAAUGGAGGCCGUAUCGAGGACUUGAAACUCAGAUACAGCCCGCAAUGGUACAAUUUUGUUGCAAACUCUACUAAUGUUGUGUUCUCGAACAUCGACAUCGCUGGAGGAAGUGUCAGCAAGAGUCCGGCCAAGAAUACUGACGGUUGGGACACUUACCGCUCCGACAACGUCGUCAUCCAGAACUCUCACAUCGACAACGGAGACGACUGCGUUUCUUUCAAGCCUAACUCGACCAACAUCGUUGUUCAGAAUCUCUCGUGCAAUGGCAGCCACGGUAUCAGCGUUGGAAGUUUGGGCCAGUACGUCGGCGAAGUCGACAUUGUCAAGAACGUCUACGUCUACAACAUUAGUAUGUCGAAUGCCUCUGAUGGAGCCCGCAUCAAGGUCUGGCCCGGUGCUUCAUCAGCCCUCUCCGGCGACUUGCAAGGCGGAGGUGGCUCUGGCGCAGUUUCCAACAUCACGUACGACGGUAUGACUGUCUCAAACGUCGACUACGCGAUCGAGGUCACGCAGUGCUACGGCCAAAAGAACAUCACACUAUGCAAUCAGUUCCCUUCCAAACUCACCAUCUCGGAUAUCACCAUGAAGAACUUCAAGGGCACGACAAGCACAAAGUACGACCCGCUCAUUGGAUACCUCGUUUGCUCCAGCCCGUCUGUUUGCUACGACAUCACGGUCGAGAACAUUGAUGUAAAGAGCCCGAGUGGUACGAACUUGUUCACAUGUGGAAGUAUCGACGGAAUUAGCAGCCAGGUCAACUGCACGACCAACGGGACAACGGGAUCAAACUCCUAGUUUACUCACCUUGAGUUAUUACUAUCAGGGCAUUGAAGAAU
Dothidotthia symphoricarpi CBS 119687 is the source of this 1566-nucleotide messenger RNA. Its product is annotated as glycoside hydrolase family 28 protein. Gene Ontology annotation, biological process: carbohydrate metabolic process. Lineage: Eukaryota; Fungi; Ascomycota; Dothideomycetes; Pleosporales; Dothidotthiaceae. Gene Ontology annotation, molecular function: polygalacturonase activity. The transcript is spliced from 5 exons. Bases 179 to 1525 code for a protein of 448 amino acids. The record is from RefSeq and is a predicted model, not a curated record.